CGCUUAGAAGAGGGGCGGGGACAGGACAACGCGCCUAGAAGAGGAGGAGGAAAAAAAGAGAUCAUAGACUUCCACCUGAGCCUAGAGCGGUUCUUAAAGUCGUGGGGGAGAGGCGGGCGGGCUGGGACCACCUUCAGUACAGGCCGCCGGCGGUAUCAUGGCGACCCGGAACCCCCCUCCCCAAGAAUAUGAAAGUGAUGAUGAUUCUUAUGAAGUGUUGGAUUUAACUGAGUAUGCAAGAAGACACCACUGGUGGAGUCGAGUGUUUGGCCACAGUUCCGGACCUAUGGUAGAGAAAUACUCAGUGGCUACCCAGAUUGUAAUGGGUGGAGUGAGUGGCUGGUGUGCGGGAUUUUUGUUCCAGAAAGUUGGAAAACUUGCAGCAACCGCAGUAGGUGGUGGCUUUCUUCUCCUUCAGAUUGCCAGUCACAGUGGCUAUGUGCAGAUCGACUGGAAGAGAGUUGAAAAAGAUGUAAACAAAGCAAAAAGACAGAUUAAGAAACGAGCAAAUAAGGCAGCACCUGAAAUCAACAAUAUAAUUGAAGAAGCGACAGAGUUUGUCAAACGGAACAUCGUGAUAUCCAGUGGAUUUGUGGGAGGCUUUUUGCUAGGCCUUGCAUCCUAAGGCUGUGAAUGUGCUGUCACAGUGGAGUCACUCGUGAGGAUAGAAGCGGUGGUGACAAGAUGGUCUCAACAUUACACAUUGCCAGAUUCUCCAGGAUGACGAGAAACAGCUAGCUGGACAAUACCAAACUCACUGCUUAGCAUUUUGCCGUCUGAAAUUUGGCAAACUAGUAUCUGCUAUAAAACAGCCUAUAUGGUAUGUGUAUAAUAGUAUUCCUGAGCACAACAUGGCUUUGGUUGUUUUUUAAAAAUUUGCAUUUGUUUAAAAUUUGCCUAUAAAGUACCACCAUUGGAUGUAGACGUGGAGAGAUUAAAAAAAAAUCCGUUGGCUAUAUUCCCCAGUGAAAUAUUAUCCCCAUUUUUAUUUAAAUAAAAUGUUCUCCAUUGUGCUUUUUAGUAUAGUGCCAAUAAUUAAAAAGUUGUUUCAUAGCUUCAACAUUAGGGCUGACUUUUUUUUUUAAAGAUAUGUUUGCAAUACACUGAAGAACUGUAAUUCCCUUUUGGUGGAAGGAUUUACAAAUAGAAUUAUUAAAGACAUUAAACACAUUUAAUACCAAUUUUUAGGUUGUUUUUUUCCUGCAGUUCUUACUUUGCUUAUGUAAUAACUGUAGUAAACAGUUUCAAGGAAUGCUCUUCUAAGGAAAUAAUACCAUGUCUAAAGCUCUGUUCCUUUUUUUUUCUUUUUGAUGGCUGUAGUUGUAAAAAUAUUGUCUUGUAUAUAAGCUUCUAAUUUUUUAACUCAUUUAUUUAUCCUAGCAGCCUGGGUAGAACUAAUUAUUUUGAGGAUACAUAUAGUUGGGUCACUGAUUCAUUUUAUUAACUUUGAGUGAAAUUCGUUUUUCAUUUUUAAAAAUCCUAAUUAUUAUUUUGACCUCUUCUUCACAAAGAGGUAAAAGUCACCUUAAUAGUAUAGUAUGAAUUUAUUAUCUGAAGAGUAGUGAUUUUCUACAUAAUCCUGAAAUUGUAGCUUAAAGAGAAUUGUCUCUUUGGUCUAGUCUGAGAUGUAAGUGCAAAGGCUUUCAGGUUUUUAGGUAGCAUUAUGGUGGUUGAACACUAGGCCAGUUGACUUGUUUCUCAGGACCCAUGCCACACUCCCUCAGAGGCUCCUUUACCUGGAAAAGCUUUUCGUACUGUUUGUUCUGUCCAUAGAGUUCUAGGUUGGAAUUAGGAAAAAAAACAGCAGAACGACAGGUGUUGGAGUCUUCAGAUUGGAAAGACUUUGCAGAUAGUCAGACCAUCUCCUUUUGCUAGGCAGUCCCCGUGAUAUAUUUUGUGUAUUGUAAACAAGGCAUUUCAUACUUUCAAGAUUGUCACAGCCUGUGCUUUCACUCUCGCGAGACUCCUUAAAAUUCAACAUGGGAUCCACCUUCAUUUUCUUCCUUUACUCUCAUUAGUGCCUCAGAUAAAAUGCUAAAUAAAAUUCAGACUUUCUUAA
This is a messenger RNA of Camelus dromedarius (Arabian camel), 2059 nucleotides long. RefSeq names its product FUN14 domain containing 1 (gene FUNDC1). The transcript has 5 exons. The coding region runs from base 158 to 625 and encodes 155 amino acids. Gene Ontology annotation, cellular component: mitochondrial outer membrane. The record is from RefSeq and is a predicted model, not a curated record. Gene Ontology annotation, biological process: autophagy of mitochondrion. NCBI's taxonomy places the organism in Eukaryota, Metazoa, Chordata, Mammalia, Artiodactyla, Camelidae.